Messenger RNA from Rubroshorea leprosula, 172 nucleotides. The record is from the annotation of a GenBank genome assembly. Lineage: Eukaryota; Viridiplantae; Streptophyta; Magnoliopsida; Malvales; Dipterocarpaceae.
ACUGCUUCUUCUGGUAGCCCGCGGGGGCGGUAAGCUAUCCUUGAAAAUAGCAGAGGAAUUCCUUGCCUCUUCUAGUUUCUUGCAAUCUCUUAGUGCUUGAGAGAAUGGGUAAUCUCUUGGUGCCUGAGAGAACGGGUGGAUUGCUUCUGCAAAAUGCUUCUGCACUUGUUUC